UCUUUCGCUUUGCACUAAUCGACAAUUCACAACUUCCGCCAUAAACGGUUUGUUAUCAAGUUUAUGUUUUGCGCAUUGCUCAACAAAAUACACGCAAACGGGUAUCGAUGGUAACAUUUAUUGUUUUUGUUACGAUGUAUUAGGUUGAUUGAACUCGAUUUUAUGGACAUAUGUGAGACAUUAUUUUUUUACAUUGUUUUUGCCUUUGCCAUGAAGAACUAUGGGCUGUAGGUAUGUACUCAUAAAAGCUCAGAGCAUUCAAGAAGAACUAAAGUCGCUCAUAAAUAAAUUCAACAGACAGGGACGUAUUAUGAGAUGCCGGAUAAGACGUCCGAGGGCAGAUGAUGAAUUCCACUCAAAAGGCCAUAUACUCGGAGACUAUGUUGACAAGAGGAAUGUAACAUAUCAAGGAAUGUAUGUCGUGUUUAUGCUUGUCCAUUAACAAAGUCACCAGUACAUGCUAGUAGUGCAGUAUGGCCGCUAACACACACCUGAUCGGCGACAAGGAGACACAUAAUUGGUUCAAAGCGUGCAUAGGACUCAAUGUUACGAAGGAAGGACUCACUAACUUUCUUUGCGCAGAAUUACAGAAAGUACACACCUCUGUUGGUAGAAGUUGUGGAAACUGCCCAAUUGAAAACCUCAUACAAUGUCCGACAAACCCAUAUUGUAACAAGAGGAAACGGAAUUAUUGUCCUUUUCAUAAAUCACAGAAACCGCAGCCAUGCCCAAUUUGUGAUAAUGUAAAACAUAAUAUCAUAAUACACCACAGAUAUGGUGGACCUUCCUGGAGGAACACUCGUGCGGAAAAGUGGGCACUAAAUUAUUGGGAAAUAGGCAAAUGCUACCUCCCUCCGGACGGAUACAGCAGCAUUUCCUCGGUCCAGGAAUCCGACUUUAAUGGUGUGAUAAGCAUCAUGUUGAAUUGCCUACAUUUCCAGACAUGUCUCUCCCCCUUAUGUUUAUCACCUCCACCGCCUGAUAAGCAAUGUCCUCUAGAAAAGGUCCGUCAGAUUGGCCGAGAUGUGCGUCACACAUCCGACUGCAAGGUUACCGAUGCUGACUUGCAAGACUAUUUCAAGACACUGUCCACGCUCCUGGCUGACCCACAAUGCUUACAACAUGAUCCUUCAGCCAUCAUAGCAUGUACAAGACUUAGUGAUUUGCAGAAUGAUCGUUUGUCCUUUGAAGAACUGGGCAAGCUGUUGAAAGAGGUCAAUCAAACGCUCGAAGAAGCAAAAAAGACCGGCAAACGUUUUUCUGAGAUGGCGGAAAGGACCUUGUCAAAACAUCUGCAGAAAUUGGAUGCUACUAAUCAGUUGGGGCUGAUACGCCUUAAAAAUAAGACAACAGUUGGAGAACAACGCCUUCAUAGCAAGACGAAAGUUGGGGAACAUCGCCUUGAAAGAAAGACACAAUUUGGGGCACAGAAAAUUGAAAGUAUGACACAGUAUGGGGAACAACGCAUCGAAAAAAAGACAAACGAUGCGGAUCAAUGUAUUGAUGGCAAGGUACAUGAUGUAACACAACGCAUCGAAAUCAGUGUUCAGCAGGGCAUUGAGCGCAUGCAACAGGCAGCAAACAAAACUGCACAAGCAGACUACGAAAGAGAAGUAGCAGCAGAAGCGGUUACCAUGGCGUGGUUGUGUCAAGGUCUCGGAAUCAGAAUUGAGAUUUGAGUGUCAGAUUUUCGCCGUCGUUUGGUGGAACAUUACAAUGACACUUCGAGCAAUGUGCCUCUUUCAGUAUUGGAUCAGAGUCUUGAUAAACGUAUAACCGAUAUAUAUGCAACG
Messenger RNA from Dreissena polymorpha, 1793 nucleotides. RefSeq lists its product as uncharacterized. Lineage: Eukaryota; Metazoa; Mollusca; Bivalvia; Myida; Dreissenidae. Bases 474 to 1679 code for a protein of 401 amino acids. The transcript has 6 exons. The record is from RefSeq and is a predicted model, not a curated record.